Molecule: messenger RNA, 1495 nt
Organism: Benincasa hispida (wax gourd)
Lineage: Eukaryota; Viridiplantae; Streptophyta; Magnoliopsida; Cucurbitales; Cucurbitaceae
Product: E3 ubiquitin-protein ligase PUB22-like
Biological process (GO): protein ubiquitination
Molecular function (GO): ubiquitin protein ligase activity
Source: RefSeq, a predicted model, not a curated record
ACCUAUAUUUUUACAACUUCACAACAACUCUUUCUCUCAUCUCUCCAACCAUUUUCUUCCUUUCUCUCUCGACCGUCAUGGCAGAAUUAGAUCAAGAAGUAAUUGACCCUCCUCCCUUCUUUCUCUGUCCCAUCUCUUUGCAAAUCAUGAAAGACCCCGUCACGAUCGCCUCCGGCAUAACCUACGAUCGUGAAAACAUCGAGAAAUGGUUGUUUUCUGACAAACAUAAGACAUGUCCUGUCUCGAAGGUCGUUUUGUUAGACUUCGAUAUCACUCCCAACCAUACUUUAAGACGAGUCAUUCAAGCUUGGUGCACCGCCAAUGCUACAAGCGGUGUUGAGAGGAUACCGACGCCGAAGCCCCCAGUCGACCGAAAGCAAGUCGUUCGGAUUCUCGCUGAUGCUAAGUUAUCUCCAUUCUCUCAACAGAAUUGUCUUCGUCGUCUUCGAUCUAUUGCUGCGGCGAAUGAAACUAAUAAACGUUGCAUGGAAGCUGCUGGAGUUGUGGAGUUCUUGGCUGGGCUUGUUUGUAGUUCUACAACCAACGUGGAGUCUGGCUUGGAAGAUUACGCGUUUGACGACAUGUCGGCAAAUUUAGGGGAUGAAGCUUUGAGCAUUCUUUACAAACUCCAAAUCUCCGAAUCCUCUCUGAAAUUUCUCCUCUCCAACAAUGGCGGCAUCUUCAUCUCCACCUUAACCAAAAUCUUACAAAAUCGAAGCUACUCCUCUCGAGCAUAUUCAAUAAUGCUUCUCAAUUCAAUGUUCGAAGUUGCAGAUCAGAUUCAAAUCCUCAAUCUCACCACCGAUUUCUUCAUCGAAAUCGUCCAAAUACUUAAAGAUCAGAUCUCCAAACAAGCCUCGAAAUCGGCGUUGAAAUUGCUAAUCGGUGUCUGUUCGAGUAUCAGAAACAGAGUAAAGGCGGUUGAAGCCGGCGCGGUUCCGGUUCUGGUCGAUCUCCUCCUCGAUCUUGAUUCAUCGGAGAAGCGAUUGAACGAGAUGAUUCUUGUGGUGCUUGAUCUGCUCUGUGGCUGCGCUGAUGGCAGAGCGGGGCUGUUGAAUCACGCGGCGGGGAUCGCCGUCGUGUCGAAGAAGAUUCUGAGAGUUUCGUCGCUUGGAAGUGAGAAGGCGGUUGGGAUAUUGUGCUCCGUUGCGAGAUUCUCGGCGAGCCAAAGCGUUCUCCAGGAAAUGGUGCGGCUCGGAGUUGUGACGAAGCUUUGUUUUCUGCUUCAAGUGGUCGGCGCCGGAGUGAAAGCGAAAGAGAAAGCUAAAGAGAUUCUGAAGCUUCAUGGUCGGACAUGGCGGAAUUCUUCUUGUUUGCCUUCGAGUCUGCGAUCAGCUUAUCCACAACAUUAGGUUUUUCUUUCUUUUUUUUUUCUUUGCCACAAAACUUUAUUUCUUUUAAGUGCAUAUAAUAGUAGAGUUGAUUGAAAUUGGAUUGUAUACUUCAAAAGUUUGUACAUAUUCUUUGUGUAAAUAAUUGGUUGAUAAUUAAAGUA